Molecule: messenger RNA, 1227 nt
Organism: Chlorocebus sabaeus (green monkey)
Lineage: Eukaryota; Metazoa; Chordata; Mammalia; Primates; Cercopithecidae
Gene: HAX1
Product: HCLS1 associated protein X-1
Biological process (GO): regulation of actin filament polymerization; negative regulation of apoptotic process
Cellular component (GO): sarcoplasmic reticulum; actin cytoskeleton; apical plasma membrane
Source: RefSeq, a predicted model, not a curated record
UAAAACCUUUCAAAUUUGAGGAAGACUUUCCGUCCCGCCUCCCUUGCAUGUCCGGCUUACAGUCGUUUACGACAGUGUCAGGAUCGCGGGCUUGCUUUCCGGUAGCGUGGGCUGACGCCUCGCUCAAUUUCCCACAGGGCUGCGCAGGUUUGCCCCUUCUGCGAAUGGACCACUGGAGGGGUUCAAAGGUUCGCGUCCCAAUACGGGAAUGAGCCUCUUUGAUCUCUUCCGGGGCUUUUUCGGCUUUCCUGGACCUCGGAGCCACAGAGAUCCCUUUUUUGGAGGGAUGACUCGAGAUGAAGAUGAUGAUGAGGAAGAAGAGGAAGAAGGGGGUUCAUGGGGCCAUGGGAACCCAAGGUUCCAUAGUCCUCAGCACCCCCCUGAGGAAUUUGGCUUCGGCUUCAGCUUCAGCCCAGGAGGAGGGAUACGUUUCCACGAUAACUUCGGCUUUGAUGACCUAGUACGAGAUUUCAAUAGCAUCUUCAGCGAUAUGGGGGCCUGGACCUUGCCUUCCCAUCCUCCUGAACUCCCAGGUCCUGAGUCAGAGACACCUGGUGAGAGACUGCGGGAGGGACAGACACUUCGGGACUCAAUGCUUAAGUAUCCAGAUAGUCACCAGCCCAGGAUCUUUGGGGGGGUCUUGGAGAGUGAUGGAAGAAGUGAAUCCCCCAAACCAGCACCAGACUGGGGCUCCCAGAGACCAUUUCAUAGGUUUGAUGACAUAUGGCCUGUGGACCCCCAUCCUAGAACCAGAGAGGACAAUGAUCUUGAUUCCCAGGUUUCCCAGGAGGGUCUUGGCCCGGUUCUACAGCCCCAACCCAAAUCCUAUUUCAAGAGCAUCUCUGUAACCAAGAUCACUAAACCAGAUGGGAUAGUGGAGGAGCGCCGGACUGUGGUGGACAGUGAGGGCCGGACGGAGACUACAGUAACCCGACACGAAGCAGAGAGCAGUCCUAGGGUUGAUCCAGAGUCACCAAGACCUCCAGCCCUGGAUGAUGCCUUCUCCAUCCUGGACUUAUUCCUAGGACGUUGGUUCCGGUCCCGGUAGCCUUGUUAACCCUCAGAAGCCUUCAAAGUCCUUUCCACCUUUCACCCAUUGCCCACCAUUAAUAAGCUUAGCUUCUCCUCUUGCCACCUCAGAGGCUUGGAUAUGUGGAAUAGUGAAUUGGGGGCAUGUCAGUUUGUCACUCACCCAAACUGACCAAUAAAACUUUUAUUUAUGCUAAU